Molecule: messenger RNA, 1740 nt
Organism: Neoarius graeffei (lesser salmon catfish)
Lineage: Eukaryota; Metazoa; Chordata; Actinopteri; Siluriformes; Ariidae
Exons: 5
Coding region: 1-1740 (579 amino acids)
Source: RefSeq, a predicted model, not a curated record
AUGGUCCAUGUCUCAAACAAGGUGACCUUCUCAGGUACAAGCUAUGCACCAGGAAUGUUGCUGUGUCAUGGUUCAACUGCAGGUUUACCUGACUUUGCUGAAGUUUCUCAGAUCAUCCUGGUGUUGGAUAGCAUAGUCUUUGUUGUCAAGCUGCUAAAUGCAUGUGUUUUCCUGCCUGCUCAGAUUUCCACCCCUGCAAAGCUAAGGGUCAUCUUUGAUGAUCAUACAGUCCACAAAUUGGUUCUUCCAUCAGGUAUCCCCGGUACUCUACAGGAUCUCAAGCUAGUCAUCCAGAGCACAUUCUGCACACCAGAUGGCUUUACUCUAAUGUAUCAAGAUGAAGAAUUUGGGGGGCAGUUCUUCACAUUGACCUCUAUAGAAGAUGUUCAAGACAAGGGUACCCUGAAAGUUGUUCAAGUUGAACCAGUCAUUUUAGAUCUCAGUGCAGUGGAAGAAAAGGAUGAUAACGUAACAGAAUCAGACAGCAUGUCAUCCAUAUCUUUAGCAUCUCAGGAUACUGUUUUGCUUUCCUCAUCUGAUGAAAGUCCAUCACACCGUUCCCAACCAUGGCCAAGAAAGUUUGAAAUUCCACUAUUCUCCUUUGGGAUUCGGCUCCUCCUGGAGGCAGGAAACCAAGCUUACCAUUCUGAAGGCACCCUGCUAAACAACCCAAAAGUGACAAGCGGUGUCCUGGAAGAAUUGGCUGAAAAAAUAUUUGAGUACACAGCAUACCCUACGGGAAUUCAAGUUCUGAAUGUAGUCGAGGCCUUAAUUGAGAAGUACCCAUGCCUCAAAGAGCCAGGCUCGUUCAAUGGAAUGUACGGAUGGCAACAAAGGAUAAAGUACAAGAUGGGAAAUUACAGGGCAAAAGUAAGAGGGCUCAAAAUAGCCUGUCCAGAGUUAGAAGUGAACAAAAAGACGACUUCUAGUCCCAAAGGAAUCAGAAGACCCAAAAAGGCGGAAGUAAAUUAUUUGCCACCAUUGCCACUAGGACAGACAAAAGAAACCAUGGAUGAAGAGAGAGUAGAUCUACUUACAGAAGUAAAAAAGACCAACAACGACAAGAUUAUCAGUGAAAAAAUGGAGAAGACCUUUCCAUAUCGACGACUGGAAGUUGUCAGUCAGAUGCCUGCUGUCCCAGAUGUCAUGGAGAGAUGGCCUGCCCUUUUCUCUCAAUCUCAGGUGAAAGAGGAGUUCAAGAGGAUCACAACCAUUCAACUGGACCGAACCUUUUUGUCGAAGAUGGAUUUAUACACUCCAAAACUCCUGACCGUUUUCAAGACAAAGGGUGGGACUGCAGGCACAAAAAUAAAAAGCGUGUUGGAGUCUCUCAGUCAGAAGCAGAUUGAUAGCCAUGAUGCGGUCAUCCGUUGUCUGAUCCCUUUCCUGGGAGAAUCGACAGAGGAACUCAUUAAAGACUACCAGCAGGAUCUGUCCAAGGACGUCAUCGAACAAGACCUCAAAGACAAUGUGAUCAAGAUCCUUGUGCUGGGCAGUGCUGCAGAGGGUGCCCCCCCAACUGAUGUCAUCAUUGUGAUUGAUGGUACAGAGGUAUUAGGUGGUUGUAAAACACUUGCCAACGCUUGCAUGCUGCUCAUGGGCUUUGUGUACUCACUGAAUCUCAGUUAUCCUCCAAAAUUGAAAUACACAUUUGAAGUGUUUCAAAAGUUGCUUUUGGAGUUAGAUGAUUUGAAGGUCUCCCCUAAAGUGGAUUCUCUGAGGAGGAAACUGCUACAUUAA